Messenger RNA from Kickxella alabastrina, 3941 nucleotides. RefSeq names its product PGAP1-like protein-domain-containing protein. Gene Ontology annotation, biological process: GPI anchor metabolic process; endoplasmic reticulum to Golgi vesicle-mediated transport. Gene Ontology annotation, molecular function: phosphatidylinositol deacylase activity. The coding region runs from base 144 to 3908 and encodes 1254 amino acids. The record is from RefSeq and is a predicted model, not a curated record. The transcript has a single exon. Lineage: Eukaryota; Fungi; Kickxellomycota; Kickxellomycetes; Kickxellales; Kickxellaceae. Gene Ontology annotation, cellular component: endoplasmic reticulum.
CUCCCCUCCCCCCUUUGUAAUUCUCAACUAUUUAUUUGUUUCUCAUCGUGUGUUCAAUAGGACUGGAAAAAUUUUGUUUUUGUUUUUUGUUUUACGUCUAUUUUUUUUAUCCUUUUGUUAUUUUUGUUAUUUUUUAUUUGUAUAUGCCAGCGGGAGAACGCGAGGUGGCGCACCAGACACAUUGCACGAUUGACAUAAUGCCGACUACAACAAUAGCAAACAAACGGUGCACUACUGCCAGCGGUCCAACAACAGCAGCGACAACAACCACAGCAGAAGUCAAGGGAAAGGGAAAGGGAAAGGCAAAGACGAAGACAAGGACAAAGACAGCAGAGCAGCCACAGUUGAUAAACAGCUCCUCCAGCAGCGUCAACUUGCAUGGACCGGGCGCUGGUCACAUAACCUUGCGAGCAGGCAAUUCGCCGCCGCUGCAAAAGCAGCAACAGCUCUGCAAUUCGGAAAACUCUGACGCAGAGUCUUCCACUUCCACAAACACUGAAGAAUACAGCGAGAAUGGCGAGGAUCAGGCCAGGCCAGCAACCGGAUCAUCUGUAAUUAUCAAGACAUUUAUCCACAAGCGCAUUUCCGUCCUAUGCCUGCUUCUGGCUACAGUUAUAUUCGGCAUGCUCUCAGCACACUCAUACUUUAAUGCGCAGGUGGAUACCCCCGGGUGCACGAUGAGCUAUAGCCGGCCACAGUUCAUUGAGCAAACAGCGUUUGAUAAGAGCUGGACGCGGUUCUCGACCAAAUACAAGCUAUAUUUGUACAGGGAGGGAGGGUAUGAUUCGAUUGAUGAGGCGUUUAGGAUCCCGGUGCUUUUUGUGCCAGGGAAUGCUGGGAGCCCCAAGCAGGUGCGGUCGAUUGCGUCGGCGACAACGGCGGCAUUUGUGGAGCUCCUGGGGUUGGACCCGGGGGCGGUGGAGCGCGGACAGGUCGGGUAUGAUUUCUUUUCGGUCGGGCUGAACGAGGAGUUCACGGCUCUGCACGGGUAUUCGAUCAUGGAGCAGGCAGACUUCAUCAACGACGCUAUCCGGUACAUCCUGUCGCUAUACCCAGGGACCCGGUCCAAGUACCGGUUAUCCGAGAAACAGACGUUUGCCUUGCCCACGUCGGUCAUUAUCGUUGGGCACUCGAUGGGCGGCGUGGUUGCGCGCACGGCGUUUACGCUGAGCAACCAUAUAGUCGGCUCCGUGCAGGCAAUCUUUACGCUGGCGACGCCGCACAACAACCCGACAGCGUCGCUCGAGUAUUACGUGGACAAAGUAUACACGGACAUUAACCGGUUCUGGCGCCACGGGUUUCAAAACGGCACCCUGGAUAAUGUCAGCCUAGUAUCAAUCGCCGGCGGCAACCUGGACUCGAUGAUUAACUCGGACUACACGUAUGUGGGCGACCUAGCGCCGGCGCACAACUCCCUGAGUGUGCUGGCAUCGGGAAUCGAGGAUGUCUGGCUAAGCCUCGAUCACCAGUGUAUCUUGUGGUGUGAGCAGAUGGCGAAAAAGUUUGCUGCGGUGCUGGUCCGGAUUAUGGAUGCUCGCAGGUCGUCGCAGAUUUUGCCGCUGGAUGAGCGCAUGACUGUUAUGCGCGAGAUGCUGUACUCGAAGCUGGAUGAGGCGGGUGGGCUAAAGGGUAUUGGUGCGCGGCGGAAUGUGACGGUGGCUGGGUACAGCCAUGUGCAGGUACAUGAGGAGGUUGUCCAGGUGGCGCUCGCCGGUCGGAAGAACCGGGACGGCGCGGCCCUCCACCUGAUGCGCUUGCCAGGGGUCGCCGGCGAGAACAGCGGAUCAGCGGCAGAUGCUCUUCAGAUCAUUCACUAUGCGCGCAGACAGUCUGGGUUACCAGCACGUAGCAGCGGCGGUAGCAGUAGCAGUGCGAUGGAGGAAUUCAAGUACGGGGUGUUUGGGUGCCGGCAUGGCAAGUCCAAGGAUGAUCCGACAGAUGGCGUGUGUGAGGAGAUUAUGGGUUUGGCAGUGCCGGCCAAGCUGCCGCUCAAGUCGGCCGGCGCCAAGGCUCAGCUGGCCGUGCCACUGGUGGGAUACCUCGAAGUGCCAAUGGCGCAGCUGCGUGGGUUUGCAUAUGUCGCUUUGGAGAUUCCAUCGGGCAGUGACGGGCUGACGGGCUUUGUCCGCGCCAGCGUCGGCAGCAACACAUCACCUGUGGUGCACUCCCCAGGAUACCUGCGUCUCCUGCGCGCAUACACCAUCAAUGCGCCCGAGAGGCUGAAUGCGCGCAUGCGGAUUAAGCUGGAUGUCCCCGAAAAUCCGUUUUUUGUGUUCCGCGCCAAGCUCAUCAUGCACCGGCGCAAUAUGGCGGCGGCAUUGAAGCUGGACAAGCCGCAGUUCGGCACUGUGGUUCGGCAGUCUGAUGGCCGGAGGCGGUUCGAAUCCAAGUUCUGGUACGACCAGGGCGCGCUGGAUAUCGCCAUCCAUGGGCGCGGCGCGUACUUGCCUAGCGACGACCUGGUGAAUACAUCUUCUGCAUCAAUGCAAGGCGAGCUGGGCGCCAAUCUCUGGGAUGGCGUGCAUUUGGAUGUGUGGGCGGACAAUGUGUUUUAUUCAGGGUUCGAGAUUUCACUGAGAAUCAAUUGGUACUCGUCGCUUAAUCGACUGGUCAAGCGGUACGAUAUGGCGCUGUUGGCGAUGUCGUUUGUCUGGGCGUGUCUGGUGAUGCUGCAUCAGCUGCGGUCGUGGGACCGCGGGCAAUCUGGUUCUGGUUCUGGUUCUGGCGCUGGUCAGACCGCUAUGUUUCCCGGGUGCUUGGCGUCCAUCGAGGCGCUGGUCCGCAACGGCACAUUUCUCGGUGUCGUGGCGGCGGCCAUGGUGACGCCCCUUGUGCAAGUGGGGUUUGCACAUAUCGCACGGGGGACGGUGUCUCCAGCGACCCUGGCGGCAGCUAACAACCUGUUUAUGGGAGUGCGCGGCAGCGGGCUGGUGCUCUGCCUGCUUCCCGGCGUACUCGUUAUUUUGUCGCUCGGGUUCAUUAUUGUCCAGGCCAUUUUCCUAACGGCGAUCUGCCAUUUUGCAGCAUGGCUGGCCGUGGGGGUUGCCAAGUGGCGGCGCCAGCAGCUUAUGCAAGGAGACCGGAUAUUGGCAGGCGAUGGUGGUGGUCCGGGUGCGGACAAGGUCCCGACCAUUACAGGGCCUCUGCUGGGCACUCUGGCGUUUAUUGUUUUUGUGUGCACCUUUGUGCCUUACCAGUUUGCCUUCCUGAUUAUUUACCUUGCGCAGCUAAUCACAGUUGUGCGCACGAUGGCGCAGGCCAAACUACAGGCAAGCCGUGGCAGUGGCGGAAAGGAUGCGGGCAGGGAGGGUGUGGAGCUGGAUAGUCGGGCGCAGUACCAAUUGGCAUUGGUUCUGUUCUGGACCAGCAGUCUACCAUACUGCGUGCCGGAGCUACUCGUCUGGGUGCGGAACCUCAGUGUCUUGUGGUUCGAGGACGCGCCAUCCGACCAUAACCUGCUUAAUAUGGCCGGGUACUUUGCCCUGCGUAUGCUGGCAUCUUACCAUAUUGUUCCUCGUUUAGGCGGAGGAUCCUCUUUCUUUUCUGUCAUGGAAGGUGGUCGUCGGGAGAGGUUGAGGCGGUGGUUGAGAGGGGUUACUUUUGUGUUUUUCGCAGGGGCUGUGCUUGUUGCGUGGCUGGUUAGUGUCAGGAGACCGUAUGUUCUGUAUGGUGUGGCGAAUGCGGUGUCGGCGUGGCUGGCGUUGAUUCAGUUUGCGGAGUUUCCGAUGCGAAUUUUGAACAGUAAGAGGGGGCGCGAGUCAAUGGGAGUGGUGGUGGCGAAUAAGUCACCGGUGGCGCUGGUAUCGGUACCGGUCUUAGUGUGUGAGCGGGACAAUGCGGUUAUGGCAACCAUGGUGGAGACCGAUGACGGGGCAAUGAUGCCUCUGUUGGAGCGCAAACUGCGCUAACAAUAGCAACAACAACACAGUUUCAAUAGAACC